ACACACAAAGGAAGUGACAUCUGAAUUUGAAUUGAGAGCAGCAGUCGUCUGUCAGAUCAACUUCAUCGGAAGACUGAAGCUUCAUUGGAAGACUCUGAAGACGAAACAUCAGUAUCAUCAUCAUCCUCAUAAUCCUCAUCAUCCUCAUCAUCAUCCUCAUCAUCAUCAUCAUCACCAUCAUCAUCAUCAGCUUCCUGCCUCUGUCCUUUCUCCACGCUCUGACUGGCUGAGAUGACAAACCAGGUCAUUCAUACUUGUGACUCUGUGGUGGGUGGAGCCUCUGGAGAGGAUAAAGUGUCUUUCCAGGUGUUUCCAGACUCAGUGGAUCGUAUUCCAAAACUUUCCAGGCGUGUCCCGUCCAUCGUUGUGGAGCAAUCAGACGGAGAUGAUGUGGAGAGCGGAGAGCUCCGAUGGCCUCCAGAUGAUGUCAGUGGUGACACAGAGGACCACAACCGGGUGACAGGUGGACCUGUAGAAGAGGCGGAGCCACAGGAACAGGUGAUGGAUGCAGUUUAAACCCCACUGACCAGCGUGGCUCCUUUAUUUUCAGCCAAUCUUUGUGAAGGUCCCUGUGAUGAGGCAGGGGGCGUGGUCACUAUACUUGUAGCCACUCCUCCAUUCCAGAGGGGCGGAGUCAGACCUGGACAGAGUGAGAAAAGAUGAAGAUCCCAACAUGAAAGUAAACACUGAACUUCAGAUGGCUGAAGGGUCGAGUUUGAAAAGAUUGUGGGAUGUGAGCAGCAGGAAAAUCCAAAAUAUGAAUAUGCUGAUGGGCUGAUCCACUGGCUGCUUUAUAAAAUUCUUUAGUCACAUCAUUUAGUCACUUUUGUAUGUUUGUAGGACUGUUUGUGCUAAAAACUUACAUAAUGCAAUUGAUAUACAUCAUUUAAAGUUUCUAAUGAAUCAAUUUAACCAUUAAAUGCAUGAGUUGUUCUUCUGACACUGACCUACAGCUCUUCGUCAAAUCAUGCCGACGCAACCUUUUCAGAUUAUCCAAAAUAACAAACAUUUCUGAAAUGUUCCAGUCAUUUACACAAUCUGAAUAUGUGUUAGCUCUAGACCUGGAUGAAUGAGUCACAUCAGACUGAAAUCUUUCUUGUAUCUAUUGUUAGAUGAUGCACAGAGCAACUGAAGCGGUGCUGAUUCUGGACAAAAUAAAGACUUUUGGAGUCUUCA
This is a messenger RNA of Amphiprion ocellaris (clown anemonefish), 1176 nucleotides long. Its product is annotated as protein LBH-like. The record is from RefSeq and is a predicted model, not a curated record. Bases 232 to 516 code for a protein of 94 amino acids. Lineage: Eukaryota; Metazoa; Chordata; Actinopteri; Pomacentridae. The transcript is spliced from 4 exons.